Messenger RNA from Chelonus insularis, 6433 nucleotides. RefSeq lists its product as uncharacterized. Lineage: Eukaryota; Metazoa; Arthropoda; Insecta; Hymenoptera; Braconidae. Gene Ontology annotation, molecular function: protein binding. The transcript is spliced from 4 exons. The record is from RefSeq and is a predicted model, not a curated record. Gene Ontology annotation, cellular component: plasma membrane.
CGCCGUGUCGGUUAGUUGUAUGAUAUGUGGUGUAAAUUUGAUGCUUUAUAAACGAUCGUUGUUGUUCAUUUUUGCACAUUUUUAGUGUUUAGAUGUUUUUUUUCUACUUCAUUUAGUUUUGACAUACUUUAAAAAUUAAUGAAACAUUAAAUAGUGAUCUCCAAGUGAUUAUUAAGCAGUUUAUAUGCGCAGAUUAUAGACUUGCAAAAAAGUAAAUACAUGAAGACUCGUCGGUAGAUGUGUGAAGAGAAACCCAAGUCACAAAGAAUGAUAGAUACAUGGUUUAAGGUUAACCGUUGCUCGGUGACGCAACGCCCUAGCAUGAGACGAUGAUCUUCAAGUGACUUAGUCUCAAUAAAGUUGCAAUAUAUAUGCCGACAGUUUGUGUACUAUCCCGCUAAAUCGUGUUGUACUUAUAUAUGAGUAAUAGUGCCGUAAAAAUAGUGAAAAUAUUUCAUAAUUGGAGUUAUUUGGAGCAAGAAAUGAAUCUAUACAUAAUAAUAAUCGGUUUUAAAUAAAAAGAAAAGGUCAAAAACAAGUGUAUUACCCGUAAAUGAUUAUGGAUGGGGAAGGCAGAUUUCAACGGAGGAUGCAUACAAAGGAUACAUCAUCGAAUUACAAGAUUCAUUUCAUUCACAUUAAAAUGGAGGAUAAUAAUAGCAGUAGACAGAACACGAGCAUGAUGAGGAAACAAAUCAUUCCAGAAACAAGCAAAAAUUGGAGAAAUAGCCAAUCACGAAGAAUGAGGGUGUCAAAAAAUUGGCUGAGCUCUUGGCAGUUAAUGCUGCUAAUCACAAUGAGUCUAUUCACCACAGUAAAGUCUGCAUACUGCCCGGUUGGAUGCACUUGUGAUGAUGAAGCAUUGGUGGUGAUGUGUAUAGGAGUGAGUCUCGACGUAAUUCCAAUAGCACUUAAUCCUUCAACCCAGAGGUUAGUUUUGAAAGAAAGUCGAAUCCGCACAGUGGAUGCUGCGGCAUUUCAAUUCUACGGUGACCUCAAGAACGUCGAUUUAUCGAGUAAUCAUCUCGUUUCAAUACCAAAUGAAAGUUUUAAAGCUCAAAAAAAUCUCUUAGAGCUUCAUCUAAAACAUAACAAAAUAUCAAGCUUAGCAGAGAAGACUUUUCAAGGAUUAAUAUCUUUAACAGUACUAAAUAUGAGAGAUAAUUAUUUGGAGACAUUAACAAAUGGGUUGUUCACAUCUCUUACCAAGCUUGAAGAAUUGGACUUGGGUGGAAAUAGGAUAUCCAAAGUAGAACCUGGUGCAUUCCAGAAAUUAGGAGCUCUCAGAGUACUCUAUCUAGAUGACAAUCAGUUGACAUCAGUUCCAUCACCAGCUUUAGCACCUUUGAAUUCCUUGGCAGAGCUUCACAUUGGCCUUAACGGAUUUCCUUCACUUACUGAUGAUGCAUUUAAAGGUCUAGAACGUCUAGCAGUUCUAGAUGUGUCCAUUGCUACUUUAGAUAAUAUAAGUGAAGCUGCAUUUCGAGGUUUAUAUUCUUUACGCACUCUCAAGUUAGGAGGAAAUAAACUACGAGAGGUGCCUACGAAACAAUUGGAAACCUUGAGUCGACUAGAGGAGUUAAUAUUGGGACAAAAUCCAUUUUCAAUGUUAAAAUCAGGUGCUUUUCAAGGUCUAACAAAUCUAAAAAAACUCGACAUUUCAGGGGCAAAAUUGUUAACAACCGUAGAGAAGGGUGCCUUUUCUGAUAAUAGUAACCUUGAAACUUUAAUCCUGAAGAGCAACAAGAAACUAACAACUAUAGAGGAUGGUGCACUUGCUGGACUUCCAAACCUUCGGCAUUUAAUGCUACGAGAUAACGCCUUUACGAGUUUUCCAGAAUCAUUAGUAGCUUGGGGAGAUCUUAGAAGGUUAGAUCUAAGCGAGAAUCCUCUCAUUUGCGACUGUAAUCUGUUGUGGUUGUCUGAAGUUCUAGUGGCAAGAAAUUCAAGUCCCGUGAUCUGCGCAGAGCCACCAGAAUCUCGUGGUAAAUCCCUCAAGGGUAUGGCGCCGGAUGAAUUGGGUUGUGCUUUCUCAGAUCCACGUAAGCAAGCGCUUCUAGCAACUCUCUGUGCAGCAGGACUUGCUUUAUUGGCUGGGUUAGCUUUGUUACUCUACUAUCGUUGUCGUAAGCGUGUAAGAGAUGCUUUAAAAGAUUAUAAAUGGAAAAAUCGCGCCAUUUCACGUAAAGAACAUGAGUAUCAAAAGACAUUCUCUGAUGAAGAAUAUAUUGUUCGAACACAUGGACAUCAUCGUCAUCAGCAACAAUUACAUCAGCAAUUUGCCCAAACUCAUCAUCCGCAGUUUCAACAGCAACAACAACAGCAAUUGCAACACUCUCAAAUCACUACAGGCAUUAAACCAAUACCAGUGACGGAACUGUAGCUAGAGCUUCGGGCAGCGAGCCCCGGUAACGGUGGAGUUUGGUUUUUGCCACAUGGUGGUACUACUCCGGCCGAGGGUUUCACCUACAUUGAUGGCGAAACCGCGCGACAAAUGCGUCGCCCAGGCACGCUGCCCGUUUCUGCAAUUAGUCAACGCUCUGGUAGUGGCAUUUUUUCACCAACCCAAGGUCCUAGUGACAUCAAUAAUAUCAUUAACACGAGUGGUAUUAAUGGUGCAUCAACCAGGAUACAUCACUCGAAUCAUUCUUUACGCAGAAAUCCACUACCAGCUUUGCCGGCACGCUCCGAUUCAUGUAGGCUCACUGAUGAACAAAGAAAUUAUCCUAAUGAACGAAUUUAUAAUGAAGAUAAUCAGAUAUCAUUGCAAAAACACUCACCACCGUGUCCUCAAUCCUCUUAUCCUACUUUGCCGAUUAAUGGUCAUGUGUCUUCAUACCAUUAUCAUCAUUAUAGCAGCAGAGAUCGAGACAGCUCUCGGGAUCGUAAUCUAAAAGAUCGAGAGCUGCCAAUGGUACCACAGAGAAACGAUAAACAUCCUAUGGAGUUGGAAAUACAUGACAACAAAGGCAAUAGUACCUACAGAGAAUAAACACCAAGCCGUUUAUCGUAAUUUAACUGCCACUGCACUUAAUGCGCUUAUUAAAAUCAAACCAAGACUGAUGAUAUAUAGAAAGAGAGAAAGAGAGAGAGAGAGAAAAAGAUGCUGAAGGAUUCUCGUGAAUCAAGUGAUGAAAAAAAAAAGUAGAAAACCAGUCUCUAGUGUGUCAAAUACGACUCAUGAGAUUUUUCAUUCAAUGAAUUCUCUUGUGAAAUUUUUUCCUGAGGCAGCUUACAACAGAAUCCGGGUAUCAAGUGAAGACUGAAGACGUCAAAAAGACAAACAUUCCUCAGUUCUUAUAUUCAAUGUCAUCAGAAUGUAUAAUGUGUUAUAUAUAUAAUAAGAUGAUUGAGUGUAUUCGCGUGUAUGUACGUUUACUGCAAACAUUCUUUUAGAUUCGAUAGUGAAGUUUAGAUAGAUAUUGAGGAAACUAAGUAAAUUGGUCUAAAGAUUUAAAUUUAAUUUUGAAUAAUUAUUUGGAUGUACCUUGGAUGUUAUUAUAAAUAUAUUAUGAGAGGAAAAAGAAACACGGACAGUUAUCUUUGUGUCAUAAAAAUCGCACAUUCAUAUAGAAAUAUUUUAAAUAUAUAUAUAUAUGUAUAUUAUAAACAGUGGACUUAUUUUCUCAAUAAUUGAAAAAAAAAAGAAAUGAAACGAAUAAAAAGGAGAAUAAGAUCAAAGUUUAGAAACGAGUAAUGAGACAAGUUAAAAAGUAAGAUGACAGUAGUAUCCAUUGUAGAAUUUUCAUGGCUCAAUGAGACGUGAGUUCAACAGUACCAGUUACGUGUUCACGCGUGAAAUAAGACAAAAUAAUUGCUGAUAAAUGAUGCUGAGUACGCGCACACAUUCAAUUAUAUUUUUUGUGUACUGCUGUCAACAUUUCAUUAUCACUUUGUAUUAUAAAUAUUUUAAAUUCUUUUGUAUAAAUGAUCCUUAUAUUAUAUAAUUAUUCUAAAAAAAAAAUGAGUAAUAUUAACCGUGUAGGUUUUUAAUUACUUUAGUUUCUUAAAAACGUUAAAACAAAAACAUCUUAUCUUUGUAAACUUGAAUAUUAACAUUGAUCAAGUAUAGUCAAGUUGCGAAACUGUUGGAUAAUUUUAUAAAUAAUUUUUUUUUCUACGACAUUUGACAUAAUUUUUGAAUAAUAUUUUUAAAAAUUCGUGAAAAUUUGAUAAAAUAAUUAUAAUUUUGGAGUAAUAUUUCAAUUAGUCAUUUUAUUAGCAAAUAUUGUGUAACAUUAAUUAUAAAAUUGUCAGAAUGAAUUUGAUAUAUUUUUUUACAUGUUAUAAAUUGUAAAUCAAUAAAUGGGUUAUGUCCUCUAUAAAUUGUAUCAUUUUCAAGCGUCAAUAUUUCAAUAUUGAAUUGGUCGUAAAUGUGCACAAUAUUAUGCUAAUGAAAAUUUUCAUCGUGGUAAUAUUAUAGAGUGAGAUAUAAAACCGGUUUAUUGAUUCAAGAAUUUUCAUUAUAAACAAGGUGAUGAAAAGUUCAGAAUAAAUGUCUUGACUGCUAAACUUUCUUUCUGUUUAAUGAAAAUAAGAGAAAAUGAGAUAAUGACAAAAAAGAAGCACUUGAGUAAGAAAAAAAAAAAUUCGAAAAAAGUAAAUGGAAGAGAGUAGAAGAGUAACAAAUAAAUGUGGUAUGAUAAUAAUGUACGUAGAAACCGGAAUAGUGAGCUACUGUCCCGUAUGAAGAAUAUAGCUUCUCGUGCAGAGUGUACUCGUCGGAAUUCCACGGCCAUCUUGGCUGCCGCUUGAGAGGUGACUGCACCUUGAACUGCGCUCCCGAGAUGCGAAGAGUAAAGUCGGGUGCUUUCGUAUUCUCUAUACUACUCUCUUUCUCUCUCCUUAUCUAUCCAAUGUUACAGCUCUUUGUUCCUUCACUGCAUGCUUCUCUUUAGAUCCAGCGGCUACAACCGCGAUCUAGCUAUCGAGUUGCUCGAUUUCCCAUGCAACGGAAUGCAACUUACGGCUGCUAUUUCCAAGCCGUUUAAGCAGAAUAAUGCAUUUAUUUAUUCCAUUAUCCAUUUCCUACACUUUUCUAUUUAUAAUUGGAUUAUAAAAUUUAUUUAAAAGACUUCCUUUAUUUAAUAUUAUUUAAAAAUAAACGAAAUUAAGCCUAUUACUUAAAGCAGAAAGGAAUAAAGAUAUUGAUUGACUGUAGUUAUUGUGAUAAAGUACAUUGAUUACUUAAUAUACUUGUAACUAGAUGACAUUGUAUUCCUUAAUAGCUUAAAUAUUAAUUUUGAUUAAGAGAAAUAUUAAUUAAAAUCUUUAGUAUCAAGUGAAUUUAAUUUAAUAUCCAACAGAAUCGCAACUUUGAUUCUUGUUAUGAAGAUUUUGAUUUUGCUUUUUCAUGUAAUGAAAAAUGGAUAGGAAAAAUAUAUUAAUUCGAUGAAGAUAAAGAAAUAAAAUGGAUGUAUUAGUUAAUAAAAAAUUUAAAAAAAUUAAAAUUUUCAUUUUCUUCUUGUGCAUUAAAAAAACAUGCAUAAAUGAUUGUUUAUAGGAAAUGGAAUUUCCGUAUAUGAAAAAAAAGAAAAUGUAAAAUUAUUUAUUUUUCAAUGUAAACAAAAAAAUUUUGACUGUGUAACUUUGAUAGUUUUUUACUUUGUAAAUUUUUGUUUUAUAUACUUGACGAUUAGAUGUUACUUAGAGUAUAUUUAUAGAUUGGAUGAUAAUAAGUGUGUAGAAAAAAAAAAUAUAUAAAAGUGGUGAAGAAAGGUCUUCAAGUAUUCUUUAAAAGUUUCGUUAUCACAAAAAUCUCAAGUACAUAAAUGCAAUAAAUAAAGUUUAGUAAAUAGUAAAUUAGUAAAAAUAAAAAAAAAAAGAAUGUAAGUGAGAGAAUGAGAUAGUGAGAGAAAGAGUAGUGAUAAAAUAUAUGUAAGCGAACUCAAAAUUAUUUAAAAGAAUAAUGAGAGUGUGCGCGAAACUCAUGCCGUUGUUAAAACGAAAGUGAAAUAUAAUUAUGUAUAUUUUAGGGGAUACGUAUCGUGUCAUAAUUUAUCAGAAUCUAAUUAGUGUACAAAAGUUUGUUAGUAAAAUAUAUUAAUUAUCAUAAUAAUAAUUAUUAUAAAAAAUUAUGUAAAAUUUCAUUUUAGAAAUUUUAUUUUAAAAAAUUUUUGACAAAUUUGUUAAAUACUAGUAGAGAUUUAUGUGUCACUCUACUAAGUUUUGCGUAUUAAUCCUAGUCAAGAAUUAUAACAAGCGGAGAGAAAAAAAUAGCAAUGAAAAUAGUGCGAAUGAGCAUCAAAUAAUGGUAUGAAAAUAAAAUACACAUAAUAAAAAAAUUUAAAUAAACAUAAGAAUGCGACUUUGGUCGUACUUUUUUGUUGACUUCUAUCCAAUUGGUGCAGUUACUGUGUAAAAUCCAUUGUGUACACAUCAUUAUAAGCCAAACAAUGAAUAAACAAAAGAAAAAAAUUACCCAAUAGUUAUA